AUGGGUCAGACUGGGCUCCCUGUCCAGGAAGGGAAAAUUCUGAGUUGCACAGCAGGAUGUGAGUAUGGGAGAGUGACCAGCAGGAGCAGAAUGUCACUAAAGCUCAUCUGCUUCUACCUCUGCUUUUUGAUUGCACCAAGUCACACAGGUGAAGAUGCUUUGCUGCCAGCACCUCAGAAUAUCUCAAUUCUUUCUACCAACAUGAAGCACUUCUUAACUUGGAGUCCUGUGAUCGUCCAGGGAGAAACUGUGAGAUACAGUGUUGAGUUUCAGGGGGAGUAUGAACGAGAGUAUGCCAACGAGAGCUGGAUUCCCAUCUGUGAGUGCUCCCUCAUUGCAGCCACAGAGUGUAACAUCACAGAGGACAUCUCAGCCACUGUGGCCUAUAACCUGCGCGUAAGGGCAAACGCUGGUGCCAGAAGAUCAGAGUGGGGCACCCUGCAAGGUUUCUUCAAUCGCAUAACAACUUCCCUGACCCCACCUCUGAUGAAGGUCAUAGCAGAUGGGUACCAUUUACUAGUGCAACUGGAAGACAUGGGGCCUGCUUUUCAGUUCUGUGUUCUCUACUGGAAGAAGGGCCAUGAAAGUAGGAUGCAGCAGAAGGUGGUGAAAGAGGUCAACUCUGUGGUUCACCUGGACACCAUGGAGGCAGGACUUGAUUAUUGUGUAAAAGCCCAGGCAAAGGUUGAGGCCAUCAACAGAAGCAGCAGCUUCAGCCAGACACAGUGUGUGAGGGCACAAGGUGGCACAUCCAUGUGGCUGGUUACUGCCCUCAUCUCUGCUGGUUUUGCUAUGGCUGCUCUGACUCUGCCUUUCCUUACCUGGAAAGCAAGUAAAAUCCUCUCCUACUCCUUCUGUCCCACUGCUGUCCAGCCAGACACACUGAAAAUAUCAGAUCCCCCCACCCAGCUGAUGCUGUGUGGCAGUGAAGAAGCUGAGCAGCGUGAUCUGAUGGUGCGUGUCAUACCCUCAGAAGAAGUUCUCCGACUGUGGAUCCAAGAAACACUUUAG
This is a messenger RNA of Dryobates pubescens (Downy woodpecker), 1011 nucleotides long. Its product is annotated as interleukin-20 receptor subunit beta. Gene Ontology annotation, molecular function: interleukin-20 binding. The record is from RefSeq and is a predicted model, not a curated record. NCBI's taxonomy places the organism in Eukaryota, Metazoa, Chordata, Aves, Piciformes, Picidae.